AUUGAACAAUUUUGUAUUUUUUCCAGGAUUACAUCAGAUAUCGAAAAGACGUUUACCUAUCAGACUUUUUUCCAGACAGUAAUGACUCUAGUUAUGAUGGCAUCAUGCUUGUUUGUUAUGUCUCGUGUUCCAGCAAAUUCGAUGUUGUUCUUUACACAAGCGGAGUACUGCAUAUGCCUUUUAACAUCUGCAAGCAUAUUUUAUUGGUCAGGUACUGGUAUUAUGGUGUCUAGCGAUGAUAUUAGUCAGGCGUUCUACGACGCGAACUGGUUCAGUACCAGUAGGAGAUUUAGAAAAGCGAUGCUGAUAACCAUGGCCCGAAUUCAAACACCUUUGUGCUUAACCAUAGGAAGAUUUGCGCCUAUGACUCUCAGCGUCAGCGUAGCGGUUUGCAAAGCAUCGUUUUCGUAUUACGCUGUUUUCAAAAGCGUUGAAGAAGAAGCGUAAAAUCUUAGAUGACCAUAAUGCAAACCGGACAAAAAAUUCUACUUUCUAUAAAACCGCAUGAGUUGGAAUCAUUAAUGUAAU
Messenger RNA from Acanthoscelides obtectus, 528 nucleotides. NCBI's taxonomy places the organism in Eukaryota, Metazoa, Arthropoda, Insecta, Coleoptera, Chrysomelidae. The record is from the annotation of a GenBank genome assembly.